ACUUCCGGGGCGGAGGAGGCUGAGUGGUGCAGUGAGGGACAAACAAAAGGAGGCGCCGGGGAAGCGCUGCCGCCGGCGGCGGGACGGAGCGGCAGGGGGCUGGGGCUGCCUGCUGGGCGGCCGGGCACGGCGAGCCCAGGGAGGCAGCGUCCAUGGAGCAAAAGGAAUGCCAGGACCCUGUCCAGACAGACGUGAGCCAGCCUCAGCACCGACAGCCGACGUGCAGAUAGCAGAGCCGUCCUCGGGGUUGAAUCAUGAUUCCAGUGACAGAGCUCCGCUACUUUGCGGACACACAGCCAGCAUACCGGAUUCUGAAGCCGUGGUGGGACGUCUUCACCGACUACAUCUCCAUUGUCAUGCUGAUGAUCGCUGUCUUUGGGGGGACACUGCAGGUCACCCAGGACAAGAUGAUCUGCCUGCCUUGUAAGUGGGUCACCAAGGACUCCUGCAACGACUCAUUCCGGAGCUGGGCAGCCCCUGGCCCAGAGCCCACCUACCCCAACUCUACAAUCUUGCCGACCCCUGACACAGGCCCCACAGGCAUCAAGUAUGACCUGGACCGGCACCAGUACAACUACGUGGAUGCCGUGUGCUAUGAGAACCGGCUGCACUGGUUUGCCAAGUACUUCCCCUACCUGGUGCUUCUGCACACGCUCAUCUUCCUGGCUUGCAGCAACUUCUGGUUCAAGUUCCCACGCACCAGCUCGAAGCUGGAGCACUUUGUGUCUAUCCUGCUCAAGUGCUUCGACUCGCCUUGGACUACAAGGGCCCUGUCGGAGACAGUGGUAGAGGAGAGUGACCCUAAGCCGGCCUUCAGCAAGAUGAAUGGCUCCAUGGACAAGAAGUCAUCGACAGUCAGCGAGGACGUGGAGGCCACCGUGCCCAUGCUGCAGCGGACUAAGUCACGGAUCGAGCAGGGCAUCGUGGAUCGCUCGGAGACAGGUGUGCUGGACAAGAAGGAGGGGGAGCAGGCCAAGGCUUUGUUUGAAAAGGUGAAGAAGUUUCGGACCCAUGUGGAGGAGGGGGACAUUGUGUAUCGUCUCUACAUGCGGCAGACCAUCAUCAAGGUGAUCAAGUUCAUCCUCAUCAUCUGCUACACCGUCUACUACGUGCACAACAUAAAGUUCGACGUGGACUGCACCGUGGACAUCGAGAGCCUGACAGGCUACCGCACCUACCGGUGUGCCCACCCUCUGGCCACGCUCUUCAAGAUCCUGGCGUCCUUCUACAUCAGCCUGGUCAUCUUCUACGGCCUCAUCUGCAUGUACACGCUGUGGUGGAUGCUGCGGCGCUCCCUCAAGAAGUACUCCUUUGAGUCGAUCCGCGAGGAGAGCAGCUACAGCGACAUCCCUGAUGUCAAGAACGACUUUGCCUUCAUGCUGCACCUCAUUGACCAGUACGACCCGCUGUAUUCCAAGCGCUUCGCCGUCUUCCUGUCGGAGGUGAGUGAGAACAAGCUUCGGCAGUUGAACCUCAACAACGAGUGGACGCUGGACAAGCUUCGGCAGCGGCUCACUAAAAACGCACAGGAUAAGCUGGAGCUGCACCUGUUCAUGCUCAGCGGCAUCCCCGACACCGUGUUUGACCUGGUUGAGUUGGAGGUUCUGAAGCUGGAGCUGAUCCCCGACGUGACCAUCCCACCCAGCAUUGCUCAGCUCACAGGCCUCAAGGAGCUGUGGCUGUACCACACGGCAGCCAAGAUUGAGGCCCCCGCGCUGGCCUUCCUGCGUGAGAACCUGCGGGCGCUGCACAUCAAGUUCACUGACAUCAAGGAGAUCCCGCUGUGGAUCUACAGCCUAAAGACGCUGGAGGAGCUGCACCUGACGGGCAACCUGAGCGCAGAGAACAACCGCUACAUUGUCAUCGACGGGCUGCGGGAGCUUAAGCGCCUCAAGGUGCUGCGGCUCAAGAGCAACCUGAGCAAGCUGCCGCAGGUGGUCACGGACGUGGGCGUGCACCUGCAGAAGCUAUCCAUCAACAACGAGGGCACCAAACUCAUUGUCCUCAACAGCCUCAAGAAGAUGGUGAACCUGACCGAGCUGGAGCUGAUCCGCUGUGACCUGGAGCGCAUCCCCCACUCUAUCUUCAGCCUUCACAACUUGCAGGAGAUCGACCUCAAGGACAACAACCUCAAGACCAUCGAGGAGAUCAUCAGCUUCCAGCACCUGCACCGCCUCACCUGCCUUAAGCUGUGGUACAACCACAUCGCCUACAUCCCCAUCCAGAUCGGCAACCUCACCAACCUCGAGCGCCUCUACCUGAACCGCAACAAGAUUGAGAAGAUCCCCACCCAGCUCUUCUACUGCCGCAAGCUGCGCUAUCUGGACCUCAGCCACAACAACCUGACCUUCCUCCCCGCUGACAUUGGCCUCCUGCAGAACCUCCAGAAUCUAGCUGUCACGGCUAAUCGGAUAGAGGCGCUCCCCCCAGAGCUCUUCCAGUGCCGAAAGCUGCGGGCCCUGCACCUGGGCAACAACGUGCUGCAGUCGCUGCCUUCGCGGGUGGGCGAGCUGACCAACCUGACGCAGAUCGAGCUGCGGGGCAACCGGCUAGAGUGCCUGCCCGUGGAGCUGGGCGAGUGCCCGCUACUCAAGCGCAGUGGCCUGGUGGUGGAGGAGGACCUGUUCAACACGCUGCCCCCCGAGGUGAAGGAGCGGCUCUGGAGGGCUGACAAGGAGCAGGCCUGACUACGGGGCGGCCCAGAGCAGCCAGCAGCGGUGCCACCGACAAGUCCUCGGACCAGGAGGGCCAGGCUCUGCUCCUCCCGGGACUCCUGGAUGACCAGUCCAGCCUCUCGGCCGGGCAGGAGCCUGGGGCCGGAUGUGAGCCAGGCCGGGACGAGAGGACAGCAUCUGAGGGGCUGGCCCCUUUUCUCCCUCUGAGACUCAUGCCCCCCAGGGCAGGUGCACAUAGGGGAGACCGAGACCUAGUCCGUCUGAGUGUAGUAUUUGGACAGUCGGGGUCUCUCCUCUGGAGGCCAUCUCUGCUCCAGAGGCUGAGGCAAUGCCAGAGGUCCAGGGAUACCUAUUUAGCUCUUGGUAUUUAUUUUCCUCCACCUCCCGUCUCCUCCUUCCAGAUAACUUAUACAUUCCCCAGGAAGUUCAGCUCAGAUGGGAGGUGUUUAAGGAGAGGUGGGCUGUGUUCCCCUUUCCAUUCUUCAGCGAUGCCACCGGCAUUUAGUGCCCACCCAGAUUUGAUCAGAGUGGCCCAGGGUAAACCAGCUAUAGGACAGUCACCCUAGGGGUGCUGCGCUGGGCUUUGGGGGCCUGUGGGAGAGCAGGCCUCUAGGUAGAAAGGCCAAGCCUGGGGCUUGCCUUGUCAGUUCUUGUGGCAGUUUUAGGUUUUUUUUUUAAAGCCAAAAGUUUAGGUGUUUUUUAAGCUUUGAAAAUGGAUGGUUUGAGUAUUAAAAAGAAAAAAACUAAAAAAAGAGACACUACAGGCCAGUGAGUUGGAGUCUCAGGGUGGGUGGUGGUUUCCCUUGAGCGAAGCAGCGAGACUUUGAAUUGCAUUUCCUGUCUCUGGGUGCAGGGUGCAGGAUGUCUUCCCGCAUCUGGUGUGACCUUGGUCCAGCAGUUCUGUUUGUUCCUCUCCUCUCCUGGGGCAGGGAUUUUUUUUGUUUGUUUCUUGGGUUUUUUUUCGUGUCUUGUUUUCUUCUUCAUGUGUCUUGGCAGACGCUCGUUUCUGUGGCUGUCGGCCAAAGGGAAUGUUCUGGAGCUGCCAAGAAGGGAGGAGACUUGGGUUGGCUAAUCCCCGGGUGAAUGGUGCUCCAUCCUUUCCUUCCCUUCUUGUACCUGCCCUGUGCCCCACGCACAGCGUUAAGGAGCCAAGAGAAGCUACUUUGCCCGGACUCUGUUUGCCCACCUCGUGUGUCAUGCGUUUGCCCAGCACUACUGCUAGUCUCCGCUGCUUACAUCAGCCUUGUCACCACCUGGUCCUUCAUGACGAGCAGACACUUAGAGGUGGGGUUGGCCCUGAGGGGAUCACCGCUGGGAGGGCAGUCUCCCAGUUUUUGGUUCCAAGCCAGUUUCCAUCCCAGGUACCUGGCAUACCCAAUAGCCCAGUCAGCGCCUGCUGGUGGAAAGCCACCUGCUUUAGAUCCAUCACUUGGAUCCCCACCUUAAGAGGGUCCCUGCCUUAGAUCAAUCAUGUGGACACUAAGGCACGUUUUAGCGUCUCUUGUCUUGAUGAUCAUGUCCAUCUGUCUGUCCAUUUGUGUUUCCUGCAUUGUGUCAUUGGAUGUAAUCAUCAGAAAUAAUGUACACUAGCCUCUGACAACCAUGAAGCAGUCCGUUACAUGUGGGUCUGAACUUAUAGACUCCGUUAAACGAUCAAAUAAAUCUCUAACAGAAAGUA
Galeopterus variegatus (Sunda flying lemur) is the source of this 4353-nucleotide messenger RNA. RefSeq names its product leucine rich repeat containing 8 family, member A (gene LRRC8A). Gene Ontology annotation, molecular function: protein binding. The coding region runs from base 255 to 2687 and encodes 810 amino acids. NCBI's taxonomy places the organism in Eukaryota, Metazoa, Chordata, Mammalia, Dermoptera, Cynocephalidae. The transcript has 4 exons. The record is from RefSeq and is a predicted model, not a curated record.